Messenger RNA from Oncorhynchus masou masou (cherry salmon), 603 nucleotides. Its product is annotated as fucolectin-like. The coding region runs from base 1 to 603 and encodes 200 amino acids. The transcript is spliced from 5 exons. NCBI's taxonomy places the organism in Eukaryota, Metazoa, Chordata, Actinopteri, Salmoniformes, Salmonidae. The record is from RefSeq and is a predicted model, not a curated record.
AUGACACAGUGCAUACAAGACGAGCGUCCUCAAGUAGAUUCGGGAGAGGUCCACUCCUUCCAGUGUAAUGAGAUGGAGGGUCGUUGCGUCGUGGUUGUCAUCCCCGGCAGGUCGGAAUAUCUCACUCUGUGUGAGGUGGAAGUAUAUGUGGAUGGACUCAGCGAGCCUGUAGUAAAUGUUGUGGUGAAAGGAGUGGCCACCCAGUCAUCAGUGUAUGGGGAUGGCCAGGCUAACAAUGUCAUUGAUGGCAACAGAGAAUCAAACUAUCACAAAAUAUCCUGCACACACACUGAACAGGAGACCAACCCCUGGUGGAGAGUGGACCUGCUGGAUCUGUUCAGAGUGACAGCUGUCAGCAUCACCAACAGAGAUGUUGUUCCUGAGAGACUUGAUGGUGCUGAGAUCCGCAUCGGUAACUCACUGGAGAACAACGGCAUCAACAACCCCAGAUGUGAUGUCAUCUCCCACAUCCCAGCAGGAGAGACCAACACCUUCCAGUGUAAUGAGAUGGAGGGUCACUAUGUUGUUGUGGUGAUCCCUGGACAGAACAAGAUUCUCCCUCUGUGUGAGGUGGAAGUUUACGGCCUUCCUGCAGAGCUGUAG